Messenger RNA from Pleurotus ostreatus (oyster mushroom), 1848 nucleotides. RefSeq lists its product as uncharacterized. The record is from RefSeq and is a predicted model, not a curated record. The transcript is spliced from 15 exons. Gene Ontology annotation, biological process: fatty acid metabolic process. Gene Ontology annotation, molecular function: medium-chain fatty acid-CoA ligase activity. NCBI's taxonomy places the organism in Eukaryota, Fungi, Basidiomycota, Agaricomycetes, Agaricales, Pleurotaceae. The coding region runs from base 1 to 1848 and encodes 615 amino acids.
AUGUUUCCUAUACGACGCUCUGCCGGGCGGAUUCGACAUGCUGCUGCGAAAAUCCAUGCCAAGCGGACCCUUCUUACCCAUUCAUAUGUUGAAGGCCCAUUGCAUCCACCAUUAUCGACCGCGACACUCCCGCAGUUCUUCGACACGGAAGUCUUACCUCGUUAUGCCGAACGCCCGGCUCUAGUAUGUCGCACCGAGAGUCCUCGAGUUCAUGGGGGAUCAGUUUCAUGGGCGCAAGAUGGUGCGCCUCAUCUUGCUUGGGACUUUCAGGAAUUCGACAGACACAUCAACGCGCUGGCGAGGGGAUUAUUGAGCAUGGGUGUGCGGAAGGGGGACAGAGUUGGCGUGCUCAUGGGGAAUAACAGUGCCUAUGCAACCCUUCAGUGGGCUUGUGCAUCUAUUGGAGCAAUUUUGGUGACAAUUAACCCAGCGUAUCGUCUGCACGAACUUGUAAAGACCCUGACCCUGGUUGGUGUGAAGCAUUUGUUUGUUGUUCCGAGCAUACGGAGCUCUGCGUACGUCGAAAUGCUCGCCUCAGCUUAUCCUGACCUUCGUGAAUCCCGUCCUGGGUCCAUUCAAGAAGAAGCACUCCCAGAGCUUCGUAACCUAGUCGUGUUCGAUAAGUCAGGGAACCUCGAAGAAAAGUUAGACAAGCUGGAAGUCAAGUGCGCGGUCGACUGGCGCGAGAUUAUGGCAUGGCGGGAAGACACAUCAGAGGCGCGGAUGCAACACGAAAUAACACAUUCUCUUGAGAAAGACGAUGUCAUAAACCUGCAAUUUACGAGCGGAACAACGGGACUUCCUAAGGCAGUAUCGUUAACCCAUUCAAACCUUCUCAACAAUGGGUUGUCUAUAGGGAGAUGUAUGAACCUCUCUGAAGUCGACGUUCUCUGUAACUUGGCAGCAUGGACCCACGGCGCGUGCAUAGUUUACGCCUCUGACAUUUACGACCCCAAAUUGAUCGUCGACGCUGUCUCUGAAGAGAGAUGUACCGCCUUGCACGGCGUUCCUACACAUUUCUUGGGCGUCCUAGCCGAGGUCGAGAAGAGACGUGCAGAGGGUGAGAUUCUUGACUUCAGCCGGCUUCGGACGGGGAUAGCGGCCGGUUCACCCAUUCCCAUCGACUUGAUGAGGAGCCUUAUCUCUAAGUUGAACCUUCGGGACCUCACAAACGCAUUUGGCAUGACUGAGACAAGUCCAGUGUCGUUCCAAACCACUCCCGCCGACCCCAUUCUCAAACGGGUCGAGACAGUUGGGAGGGUCCAGCCGCACGUCAAGGCCAAACUCAUCGAUGAAGAAGGUAAGGUAGUGCCGGUGGGAACGCCAGGGGAAGUGUGUAUAGCGGGAUACCUGCUUCAGAAAGGAUAUUGGGAAGACGAGGAACAGACUCGUGCAGUAAUGCGAUGGGAGGGAGACACGCUGUGGAUGCAUACUGGCGACGAAGGGAUCAUGGAUGAAGAAGGCUAUUUGAGGAUUGUCGGGAGACGCAAGGAUAUCAUCAUUCGUGGAGGAGAGAAUCUUUUCCCAGUACAAAUCGAGAACGCCCUAACCGAGAAUCCGUCCAUACGGGAAGCCGCCGUAGUCUCCGUCCCAGAUCCCAAAUACGGUGAAGUAGUCGGGGCGUGGAUCGUGCGCGAGGCGAAUACUCACAUUGAUCGCGACGAAGUGCGGCGGACUGUUGCGGAAAGCAUGAACCCCCAGAAUGCACCUGCAUGGGUAUGGUUCAUUGGCGAAGAUGGUACCGAACCAGAGCUCCCUAAGACGGCCAGCGGCAAGGUCAUGAAGCACGUUCUCCGCAAUUGGGCAAGAGACCUAUCAAGUAGGAGUAUAGGUAGUGUCAGACUUUAA